CUGACCUACUGCGCAUGUGAGAAAAGCUUGUUGUCAGCGUUGGUAUUGGAGAUGAGAUGGGAGUGCGAUCCUUCAUUAAUACGGUAAUGUUGUUGGUAAGAUGUCUCCAAAACCCCCAACAGAAGGUCUUUAUACAUCUAGCUGUGCGCUUACAACGAGUUGCAAAUAAAGACUCGCCUCUGUCAGUCUUAUUCUCAUUUUAGCCGGCAACUCCUUUGAACAACAAUAGAAAAAGAAAUCUCCAAGUGUUUGUCAGAGGAAUGCCAAAGAAGACAGAAUUCACUGCGGUCACCUCUUCAAGUCAUGAGGAUAAUUUCAGUGCCAAGGAGCUGAUGGUGCAUGCACCCACUGUCAGUGGUUGGAGAUCCAGCAGGCUGUGUUCGUAUCCUCAGCACCUCACCCUCCAACUGGCGGAGAGAUGUAGAAUAAGAAAGUUGCAAUUGCUGGCUCACCAGUACAUGAUCCCAGCCAAGGUUGAAUUUCAUGUUGGCGACAGCCUGCCUGAAGCCAGCCCUCCAGGAUUCCCUGGACAGUUUCACAGACUUGGGUAUGUGUCUUUAUCGGAUAACGAGAAGACUGGCUUCAAAGCCCGGGAGCUGAAGUCGGUCCACGUUGAUGCCGUCGGAACGUAUCUGAGAAUAACCCUCCACAGGAACCAUGCCAACCGUUACAAUCGCUACAAUCAGGUUGCACUGGUCGCCAUCAACGUUCUGGGAGAUCUUUUGGACAGUACCACACAUCACACAGGGCCAAGCGGAGACCAGCUGAUUGAACUGUACCUCAACAGUACCCAGCAGGAAGCUGCCCUGGACACGACUUUCAUGGGCAAAUGUUUAUCAAUCUCCCAAUUUGAUGAUUUGGCCUUCGACAUGUACCAGGAUCCGGAGGUCGCUCACAUCAUUCGUCUCUUGGACCAAAAGAAGCAAGCCGUUGUCCGACAGGAGAACUUUGAGGAGGCUAAGAAGUUGAAGCAAGCCAUCGCAGACCUUCAGAAGGUUGGAGAGCGUUUGGCUCGAUAUGAUGUGGAGAAGAAAUGUGCGAUUGAAAAGGAGAACUAUGACCUGGCCAAGACGAAGAAGGAGCUCAUGGACGAGUACAGGAAGAGCGUCUACCAACAGCUGGAAGUUCACAACCUGCUGGACAUGACGAUGAUCACCAAGACCUCAAACGUGUCCUCAGCCCAACGUCCUCCACCUCUUCUGCCUUCUCCUGCUGAUGGUUCAACCCCCACCAAGCCCCUGUUGUCCACAGAUGACAUUAGGAAGGGAAAGAAACUAAACGCUCAUAAUCAGCAAACAGCCACACAGACUGUUGUACCCAAACCUAGCAGUCAGCCUGACAAAUCUGUCACCCCUGCCUCCCUCCCUUCCGUUAACAUCACCGGUGUGCCUUAUGAUGAGAGGCCCCUGCCAGCACUUCAGCGAAAAGAUAGGGCAGGGGAAAGCAUCCAGACACCAUCAGCGGGGAACUCCCCUAAAUCUGACGUGUUAAGGUCUCCACGUGGUCCUGACCUGAGCGGAGAGCCAGAGCCCCUGACUGAGAAGGCUCUGAGAGAGGCUGGCCUUCCUAUUGAGGCCUUUGGAGAGAGUCUGGUGGCUGGUGCAUAUUCUAAGACCUGGUGCUACAGAGAGGACGCGCUGCUUGCUGUGCACAGCAAACUGCUGGAAGUAAGCUCCACAACGCCCAAAGACGAGCUGAGAAACACGAUAAGAGCGGCAGUCUUUCUGGUUAAGAAGGCCCUUCUGGAUAAAGUUUCAUCUGUUUUUCACGCCUCGCUGAAGUUGCUCCGGUUGAUGCUGAGCCAGCUGAUCCCAAGUCUGGGCCUGGGCCGGGUUGAGGUGACCCACUGCCUGGAGCAGACCUUACCUAAUUUGCUGGCGAGGACGGGAGACUCCCCUAACCGUCUACGGGCGGCUGCCAUCACCCUCAUACAGGAAAUUGCUAUUAUGAAGGAUGUCAGAGCCUCACAGGUCAUCCCCAGUGAACUAGUGAAGCCUUUCAAAUCCAACUUCCCCCCUCGUCUGGCUCAGAGUCGGGCUGAACUGCUCGAGAAACUUCUUGUGGAACUGGGCACAGACAACUCUGGCUUCACCCUAGAAAAUGUCAUCACGUUUUGUACAGCUGCUUUGGAGCAUAGUGCAAAAGGGGUUCGAGAGCUGGCAGCAAGCAUCAUCUUAUCCCUGUACGAGCAGCACAGAGGAGCUGUUCUCAGCUACCUUCCGCCUAAUGAUGCUUCCACACAGAAGAACUUUCUCUACAAAACCCUGUUUGAUGGAUUUGGGAAGAUUGAUGGAAAAACUGCGGAACCUCAGGCUUUGAAAAGAGAUGUCAAACAGCAGCCUGGACAAAAGGAGAAGAAAGAAAUUCACUUCCUUCAAAAGCAGCUGGCCGCCUUGAAAGGCAUCACAGAAAGGGAGAGCGAAAGCACCACAGACGAAACAUCCAAUCAAGAACAAGACAAAGUUGAAAAACAGUCCCCAAAAGGUGUCACAAAAGGGCCCCAGAUUCAGAGAGCCGACUGCGUAGACGUACAGGACUCCAUCGAGUAUCUGGAUAACAUGUGCAUUUUCUGUGGCAAAAAAGAUGAAUCGUUUACAGAAGAUGGAUUGGACCUUCACUACUGGAAACAGUGUCUGAUGCUGCAGCGCUGCGAUGAGUGUAGACAGGUAGUUGAGAUAGCCAGCCUCACAGAACACCUGCUGCGGGAAUGUGAAAACAGGUCCAGGUUCAGCCAGUGUCCACGCUGCUCAGAGGCUGUGCCCACUGAGGAGCUCACUGGUCAUGUUCAGGGUUCAAACUGUAACCGUACAGUCGCCGCCUCCAACCACUGUCCUUUGUGUCACAACAACUUUCCACCUGGAGAGGAGGCCUGGAAGACUCACCUCAUGGGCCGAGAGGGCUGUAAGCAAAACUCACGCAGGACUGCGGUGUCCCAAAGAACCCAGCCAGCACAAGGUAGGGCCGCUGGUGGAAUAAACCAGUCGUUGUUGGUCAGAGCCGGAGCCAGAACCAGAACUGGGCCCGGGGGCAGAGGCAGCCGGAUCCCAUCCCUGACACCCAUGGCGAGGAGAAACGCUGCAGGAAAGCGCUGAAGCUGGUCGGUCACAAACUCCAUCAUCCAAAGAUAGUAUAUAACCAGAAGAAACAACUCCCCCUGCCCUCUCAUUUGAGAGUUAUUGACAAAGGGUCAAUAACUCCAACUCUAAAUAGGUGGAUGCAAAACUGCAAUUCAUCAAUAAGGCGAUCUAGUUCAGCCUGUUGGGUUUGAAACAAAAGCUUAUUUUGUGUAAGAAUAUCAGCUGACUCAGUGUCCUGCCCGCAGGUUAAAACUCUACCAAUAAACACCUGUGAGGCCAGUAAAUAUGAGCGCACUGAGUCCUUGUAACUGAUACACCCUUACAAGGUUUCUCGUCUCUUACAGUCUUAUUUUUGUCAAUGCUGUUUAAAGCCUUUAUAUGUUGCUUAAAGGGAAGUCUUGCCAUUUUGAUAGUUCCACACUGUGGAACUAUCAAAAUUUUUAAUCCUAAAGAUUAUAUUGGAAAAAUGAAGCCAUGUUCAGGGUGUGCUGAUUUAUAUUCCCAGCUACUGGUUAAAGUUCAAAAGUAUGUGAUGCAGCCUUUCCAGUUGUGCAGCCAGCUGCAUCUUUUCAGUCCAACUCCUCUGCUCAGUCACUGCCCACGUUUUACACAAUGCAGGCACUCUGCUGGAAGCAAAGUUUCACCGAGCUGAGACAACACUGAAUUCGUCAGUCUGACAUCACCAAGGACAUGUCACGUCUGUCAACUGAAUGCUCUGUGCACAAACGUCUAGAUGCCCAUUACGGCAGUGCAAGCCCUUCAGUGAUUUCUCUCUCCUUUAAAAAUAAAAAAAAUUAACUGGAGCAAAAUUGCUUUGAUGCUGUGUAUCGCAUUGAGAUAAAACUAUACAUUUACGUGAACUAUAUAUAAAAGGAGACUUUUUUUCUCCCCUCGUUACUCAACAGCAAACCAGAUUAAACUUUUCCUGUUUUAGGUCAAUAAGAUUACUUGACCUAAAACAAGCAAUCUUGUUUUAGGACAAAAGCUAAAAUAAGAUUAGAUUUUGACCUAAUCUUGUUUUAUGUCUCUUUGGUUACAUAGCAGAAAAAUGAGAGAUAGGAUUGUUUUGUUUUUCUUCUAUUAUUUUCUUCAUAUUUAAAAGCUUACAUACAUGGAGAUUGUCAUGCCUUUAGACAAUUUUGGAAAGCCCAGAUGAUGAUAAUGCCAUAUUAGCUUCUACUUGAUGGCACAGCAGUGUAUUUGUGUUGACAAAACAAUAUAAAUUUAGCUACUUUCCUUGUGCGACAUCAUGGAAAAAUCUAAAGGAACCAGCCAAGAUAUUGGGAUUGUGGCUCAAAAUACAGAUGUCUGAAAACGCCACAUUCAUCUGUUGUAAGCGUUAUUCAGAAGUAUAAGCAACAAGGGAAGGUCCAGUCAUCAUACAGAUCUAGAAGGAGAUGGCUCCUGUGUACCCAGAUAUUAGCAACAAUCAACUCCAAGGCAAAAGACUUUUGUGAAGAUUGCUUGCUGAACCCGCUGAGAGAGUCUUUGUCCAGAGAGAAAUGACACCUGUACCAACACGGGCCGAAAGGUCACAUAGCAAGGCAGAUUCCAUUCCUCCAAACUCAACAUAAACAACCAGAUUACAGUUUGAAAAUGGACUCAGAGAAAAUAACGUUCGUCUCUGGUAACAUCUUUGAUGGUCAGACCAAAAUGCAGUUGAAGCUUUUGGCUCUAGUGAAGAUUCUAGGAAUAAAUGGGGAAGCUUACAUUCCUGAAAACACUGUCCCGAAUGUGAAGCAUUUCCCCAGAUAAAUGGCAUCAUGAGAAAUAUAGAAGCGGUAUUUUAUUCGAUCAACCAGGAAGUUCAUGACUUUCCACAAAGGGGCCAACUGUUGCAACUGUGGGGAGAGUUGGAAAGGUGUGUGUGUGGGUGUGGGUGUGUGUGUGUGUGUGUGUGAGCGAAACGACCUGCAAACCUCGCUCAGUUAAAGCAGCUCCAUCAGGUGAAAUCUCCAGAGCCUUGUUGAGAAGAGACAAAAUAUUUUAACUAAGUCAUAGAGUUUAAAAGGGAAUUUUCUAAAGACUAAAGAAAUUAAUAUAAAUGUCAGAAUUUAAGAAAGGUUUUAAAAAAAAGAUCUAAAAACUCAAUUAACUCAGAUUCAUUGAAACAGCGUGUCUGAAACUUACCGAGCCAUCGCAUCCUAAUCUGAGCUUUUGAAAAUUGUUUCAAAGGUUUAAUUAUCUUAACGUAUGUAAACUUCUGAAUUUAAAGGAAACGAUCAAAGAUUCCUCAUUUAGCAAAUAUAAAUGCAUUUAACUAAUACAAAUAGUGCUGCUAAUUUUGACUGAAAUUGUCAAAACUUAAGUCUGAUCAAAUGCCAGACAGUGAGGGAAAAAAAGUUGAAUUUGUUUUUCAUGCUGUCAGUUUGAACUUUAGCUGAGUGCUAUCUUCUGCACAAAUCGAAACCUCUAUUUGUAAGUGUGUUGAAACAAGCAGAAGUAACAAGCUACUGGCUGAAAUCUCCAUGGCAACAGCUCUGACGGUCCAUUCUUCCUGAAGCCGUUACAAACCUGCCCAAGCUUUACUGCCACCAUCAGUGAGCCGUCUGCCCUCGCACUCCCUAACAUCGUCUUUCUAACACAGGGAAUUAAGUAACACUUUGCCAAAGGAAGGUUGUUACCAGUUACUUUCCUGAAAUUUCCAAAUGACAAUCUUGCAAAUGAGUGUUCUGAACUAAACCUUAGCUGUAGAGAAUAUUAAAUUAAAAAUAAUGAAACAAAGGAAGAUUAUUGCGCCGUGUAGUCACACUUCAAAGGUUAACAACUACCUAGAGUAUUUAUUCAGUUAUUAUUUUAAUGUGCAAAUGUCUUGACAGCGCUCACUGGAACACGUUAGUAAAAGUGACAGAAUGUAUUUGAAUAUGAAAAGGUCGGAAACCUAUAAUGUAUUCUUAAGCUCUAGCUUUUCGCACUUCCUGAAGCUGUUCGUACAAUGUCAAAGGUUGUUAAUGACAGAGCUACUGGUCAGCAGCUGUUUUAUAAGAUGCAGCAUAAUUAGUUUCUAACAGUUUUUAUGGUGCUUUCUGUGCACUGUAGUCAGUCAUUUUUAUGACGUGUUUGCAUAAUAGCUAUUUUUCUAUGGAAAUGUGUUUGUGUGUAUAAAAAUAAAUCUGAAUGACAA
Messenger RNA from Xiphophorus couchianus (Monterrey platyfish), 6201 nucleotides. RefSeq names its product centrosomal protein 104 (gene cep104). The record is from RefSeq and is a predicted model, not a curated record. The transcript has 22 exons. Lineage: Eukaryota; Metazoa; Chordata; Actinopteri; Cyprinodontiformes; Poeciliidae. Gene Ontology annotation, cellular component: cilium. The coding region runs from base 261 to 3092 and encodes 943 amino acids.